This is a messenger RNA of Achroia grisella, 2664 nucleotides long. RefSeq lists its product as uncharacterized. The record is from RefSeq and is a predicted model, not a curated record. The transcript has a single exon. The coding region runs from base 165 to 2594 and encodes 809 amino acids. Lineage: Eukaryota; Metazoa; Arthropoda; Insecta; Lepidoptera; Pyralidae.
AAUGUCACAGCAUACAAAAUAAAUACAAAAUGUAUAAAUUAAAUAAAAGUGGACAAAAACUUACAGUUCUUGAGUUUCAUAUUAUCUAAACUACAUUGUUAUACGGAAUCACGUAAAUCAUUUACAUUUACUAUAAAAACUUGCAACGGCAUUUAUAAGGUGAAAUGCAUGUUACCAAUGAAAAGAUAUUACCACAUGCGAAGUCACAUACUAGUAUUUAUGAGUUAUUUGGAUCUACUCUCGUCAAUAAUACACUGUAUAAGAAUGCCAAAAGAGGCAAUGUUUCGAUAUUUCAAACAACUUGUGACAAUACAUCCACCAAGUACACAAGUGAACGUUCGGAAAUGUUAAAUCAGACAUCUUACACUACGUGUGAGAAAUAUCACGUUUUAAACAAAGAUUCCAGUCAUAAGUCUAUCAUCCAUUCAACAAGUACUUUAUUUUAUAACUUAGACGAUAUUACAAAAAGGCACUCAUUUCAUUAUAUUUCCGAAUUCAGUUCAUCUAAUGCCAAUGUACGAAAGGUUAUGAAUAUAUCAUUAAACCCUAAUGGAUUCAAAGGAAAAGCCAAUGCUAUAGUUCAAGAAUGUGGGACACAACUACAGCCCAAUAUUAUACAUAAAGAUAGUAUAGAAAUAAAUUCAAAGAAAAUUAAAAAAUAUUUUCCUAAUGAUGCCGAUAUUUCCUCAGAAAUUUUUUUAAGAGAUGACUAUGCAGACACUAAUAAAAAUAGUCAUUACAACAACAAAGAACUCAGUGAUAGACAACAAAAAUUUUGGUCAUAUGCAAAGUAUCGCACAGAAUAUACCAAUCCUCUUUCAGAAAAGAAAAAACAUAAGAAAAAAGAUCGCGGUAAACGUACUGAAGAUCCAUGUCCUUGUCAAUUAUUUUCAUAUGCUUGUCCGUGUUCAGAUAAAAAGUCCUUAACUGAAUUAGCACAAAACAGUGAAUCAUUUAUGGUAGCUCAUCAAAGCACUAGUACAUCAAAAAUUAUUUCUGAAAAUUUAAAAAAUAUAAAAGCUACCAACGUGAAUAAUAAUAAAAACGAAUCAAUAAAGGAAAAUAAACCUACGAGUGCCAGAGAAUUUAAGAAUUUUGAUAUUGCUACAACUAGCAACCCUGUCGUUAAAGAUUCCGACCAAAAUGACAGUUUAAAACUGAUGAAUAAUAUGCAAAAUAUUGAAGGUGGAAGCAUUAUUAGUAAGUCUAAUAAAAGACGCAAGAAAAUAGUAUGUCCUAAUUGCAGGGAAAAAGUAGAAAUUAUGAGUACUACAGAAGAAGAAGACAGCUUAAAAUGUAAUAAUUUAUCAUCAUAUAAAAUUAGGAAUAUACUAUCAAAAUCAUAUGCUUACAGAUCUUCACCAAUACGGAAUAGACCAGUAAAUGACGAUGGUACUUGCGAACACGAACCACGUUGUGAGUUAAUUCCAAUUUGUCAAAUAUUACCUACAGACAAUAUCUAUGUAAAUCCUAAUAUAAAAAAAAUGAGUCCAAAGUCUACACCACGUAUAAUAAGAAUAACUAAAGCAUGUAGACAUCAUCCACCCUGUACUGUUGCGCCUUCAUGUCAGAGAGCAAAUAUAUUAAAGAACAAUUGUGAAUUUAUACCUCCAUGUUUACAUCAACCUCGUUGCGUCAAUUUACCUUUAUGCGUCCCAAUAUGUAAAAAUUUAUUUUAUGACGAAACUACAAGGAAAGUUGAUAAUAUAGAAAAUAAUGACUGCCCUCAUAUUCCAAGAUGCAAGUACAUUCCUGAAUGCCAGAGAGAUAUUAAUAGUGUUCGUAAUAUGGAUAAUUCUAUUAAUAUGGUUUCUCAAGUGCAGAAUGCAUGUGAGUUUUUAAAUGGUUUUCAAUCGCCACCGUACAGCACACAUACCAAGUCACCUUGUCUAGCAAAUUCUUUUUCUCCCUGUCAGAUUCCAUCUCUGACUCGAUGUAAUUGCUACAAAUCAAAUAAAUCAUGUCAGUAUCAUUGUUUGGACUGUAAAUGUAAUAUAACUAAUUUACCUAAAGAACAUGAGAGCAGUGAAGCCGUUAUAUUUAUUAGAGAUGUUGGCUGUCAAUUCCGAAACAAAAAUUAUUCACACACGAAUUCUGUACUCCAAUCAACACAUUCAAGUACAUCAUUUGAUUUAGCAAACGUUAGAAAAGGAGAUUAUUAUACAAAUGUUCACACCUUAAUAUACGAAGAUAAGUUCACGAAUCCCAUUUCAUGUAACAAGGGUUCAGAAUCAACGCUGUCGAUUUCUAAUUUGGGGAUUGAUAGUCAGUGUCCAACAAGCAAGGCAAUUGUUGCUCGUAACUCUCGCGACCGAAAUGGAUUUAAUCCAAAACCUACUACAUCCCCGUAUAUUGCUGCAUUCACAACAUACACAGGAAUGUUUCCUUCCGAAAUAUCUGUACAUAAUAAUAAAGCUGUAGAUAAAUCCGUACAUCCAAAAUGUCAAUUUAACAAUAAUAUAUUUACAGUGAAAUCCCACAGGAGUUUCUUUAGAGGAAAAUAUAAAAAGAUGUUAACUGUGAAACGAAGAAGAAAAUCUCGAGUAAGCAGCCAUUAUUUUACAGGGUUAUCAAGAAAGUGUUUGCACUACUGAAAUUACGCUUAAAUUAAAAAUAUAAAUUUGAAGAUAAAUUCGUACAGAAUGUAUUAUAUUGUUAUUUGUU